This is a messenger RNA of Cooperia oncophora, 246 nucleotides long. NCBI's taxonomy places the organism in Eukaryota, Metazoa, Nematoda, Chromadorea, Rhabditida, Trichostrongylidae. The record is from the annotation of a GenBank genome assembly.
AUGAAGGCCGAAAAUAAUCCGACUGAUUGCCACCAUGUACGAGUGCGGACAUCUGACAAAUAUCGCAUGGUGUACUCCGACUAUCAACGGCUUGAACUUGAAAAAGAGUUCUGUACGAGUACGUUUGUGACGUCCGAACGUAAAGCCGAGCUUUCCACGAUGUUGAACCUCACCGAGCGUCAAAUAAAGAUCUGGUUCCAAAAUCGGCGUGCCAAGGAUCGUCGUGAUAAGCACAAGAAAUCCUAG